UUUAUUCCGGUUUCGAGCUAACGUGCUUUGUAAUGUGUAACCUAUAUGCUCCGAGUGUAACUUAGCUAAAGAGGCUUGAUUAAAAAAAACAGCGAGUUCAGUUUUAAUCGUAUUUUGUACUUUAUUUUGUUUUCCUAACAUAACUGUGGUCACAUGUGGUUAGGUGAGUGACCGGUGAGCUAGUAUUUCAUUCUCAUGCUAAUGUUAGCAUAACUCAAGCUAAUGUAGACAGUCGUUUGAAGUAGAACACUUGUAGCUCUCCUGCUGAUGGUUCAGGAGGUAUGGAGGGUCCGUCCUCACGUCUGUCUGAGGCCCGAGAUGGAGCAGUGCAGCCGGCGGGAGGGAGGGAUGCCAGCGGGGAAGUGGAGUCUGACUCUUCCCGGGACGUGAAAACACACUUUCGCGUGUGUCGGUUCAUAAUGGAGACAGGAGUGAAGCUGGGUAUGCGCUCAGUGCCUGUGGCUACAGCCUGUGUGUUGUAUCACCGUUUCUUUGAACGUGUGAACAUCAGUUCCUAUGAACCAUACCUGGUGGCCAUGAGCUGUGUGUACCUGGCUGGAAAAGUGGAGGAGCAGCACAUAAGGACCCGGGACAUUAUCAACGUAAGCCACAGGUAUUUCAACAGUGGCAGUGCUCCUCUAGAAUGUGACAAGGAGUUUUGGGACCUGAGGGACAGCGUAGUGCAGUGUGAGCUCCUCAUCCUCCGACAGCUCAACUUCCAUGUCUCCUUUGAACACCCUCACAAGUACUUACUCCACUAUCUGUUGUCGGUGAAGUCACUGGUCAACCGCCACGCUUGGUCUCGGACCCCUGUCGCAGAGACGUCCUGGGCAUUGCUUAGAGACUGUUACCAUGGAGCCAUGUGUAUCCGCCACGCACCCCAACAUAUUGCCAUAGCAACGCUGUACCUGGCUCUUAACAGCUACGGAGUGGAACUGCCAGUUGGGGAGAAAGAGUGGUGGCAGGUUCUAUGUGAGGAUGUGACCAGAGCUGACAUAGACGCUGUGAUCUCAGACCUUCUCCAGUUGUACGACAUGGAAGCCAAGUGUAUCUGAAGGACAUAACCUUAGAUCUGAACACAGGAGAUGCAUAACAACUGUCUUGUCUGUCGUGUGUGUGUAUAGUAUCUACAUAUGAUUUAAUGUGUCUGUGUGGCAUGUGCCUGUGCAUGUGUGAACACCAUAUCUGGGUUCAGGUGCAUUUGUAUAUUUGUGUGUGUGUGUGUGUGUGUGUGUGUGUGUGUGUGUGUGUGUUAGCAAGCGAGGAACAGUUUGUGUUGCCCCAGUUAGUCUUUGAGGUGUGACAAAAACACAUCUGCACUACCGAUCCCUGCCACCUUGGGGAGACAUUUCUUGCUUUCUGGUUUCCAAUCCCUGGGCCCUGCAGAAUGCUGAUGUGCUCUGGAAUACAUCAUCAGCACCGGCCCUCUUGAAAAACAUCCCAGCUCUCAGCACCAGCCAGCCUUUCAUAUUCCACACAGACAAGAUUACAAAUUGAUUUAACACUCCUCACCCAGUUUUUGAGGACAUAAUAAAAAUAAUCUCAGUCAAUAAUUGUCAGAAAGAUGGUGUGAUUCCCAAGACAUGGGAAUGUUGACCUCUGUCAUAACUUUAUUGAACACCAACGUCAUCCCAACUCAUUGGUCCAGUGGGAUAAUUUGAUCCAACUAAUGUAUGUAGUUGAGUUUAUGAUCGUUAUAAGAAUCCAGAGCAUCUCAAAAUUAGCUUUUCAUAACUGGAUACCAGUUUUCUCUAUAAUAAAACAUAAACCAAAAAAUAAAUAACACCUCUGUUAUCAUUAUUAGUAGAAGAUUCUGAAGUCCUGUAAUUGGAUUUAUGACAUUCAUCAUGAGCAGUUACUGUUAAUGUAUACAAAUGAUUAUUUUUUUUAUAAAAAGAGGUCUCACCAUCCACAUGUAGGUUUUGUACUAGUCUUGCUUUGUGUUAAUCUGUCCUCCAUAGUUUUGGCUAGUUAUGAUUUUUUUUUUGUCCCAACCCAUACAUCUAGUUUUCUUUGUCAGCAACAAGAGUUAGUCAAAAACCUAAAAAUCUGAACUAGCCCAUCUGUGAAUAUAUCAGUGUGAAAUAUUGUGACAGCCCACGGAUAAAAGCCCAUAUAGCCUAGGGGUAGCUUCAAUUCUGUAAUACAGUUGGCUCAAGUAUGUGAGUGUUAAGGUUAUUUCAGGACUCCUUGUUCUGACUUUUAAUAGUCACGUUGGGGAGAAACAGUAACACUAGAAUGAAAGCUCAGCUCAUCUCUAGUGUGAGAAAGGAGUUUGACUUUUUCACAUCAGCCUGUUAAUAUAAUGUGAAAGUUUACUUGAUGUGUUUUGAAGUCCUGUUUUUUUGUUUAUUUUUACUGUACAGAACUUCAGACUUGAUAUGUGUCAAAUGGGAAUAAAGACAGAUUUUUGUAUUCUUA
This is a messenger RNA of Sphaeramia orbicularis (orbiculate cardinalfish), 2421 nucleotides long. RefSeq names its product cyclin Q (gene ccnq). Lineage: Eukaryota; Metazoa; Chordata; Actinopteri; Kurtiformes; Apogonidae. The transcript has 5 exons. The record is from RefSeq and is a predicted model, not a curated record. The coding region runs from base 282 to 1055 and encodes 257 amino acids. Gene Ontology annotation, molecular function: cyclin-dependent protein serine/threonine kinase regulator activity. Gene Ontology annotation, biological process: regulation of transcription by RNA polymerase II.